AUGCCCAUUGUACCUAUGGGGAAUGGCCUGCUGCGUGCCUCGGCACGUAGCUCGGUCCUGGCAUGGAAUGCUGGAGCACGCACAUUUGCCACCUCUACAUCUGUGACAGCGGCCGUCAAAGCAGCACCGAAGAAGAAAGUAGCUGUGCGCCGCGGCGGCAUGACAGGCGAGCGCCGAACGGGUGGCCUGCGUAAGGGUGGUGUGGACACAUCGGGUCAGUUGACGAAGGCUACGCAGCACUACCAACGUGCAGCGGACAUGUCGGAUCUGAUGACGCUGAACGCUGGCGCCGUCGUCGAAGCGGAGGUGGGUGAGCCGCUGGCCUGGUCGAAGCGUACGCUAUCAGCGUUCGAAACGUUUGGCCUUCCGCGCGAACUGGCGCGCAAGCAAGCCACACAGCCCCGGCCUCGUACUGUGGUGCGUAGUGCCACACAGAGCUUGAUUCGCUCGUUGGAGGAGGCCAAGGAAGUGACGACGACCGUGCCACGCCGCAUGCUGGUGGGUGACCCAGGCUGUGGCAAGUCUACGUACCUACUCCAAGCGGUGGCCCACGCUUUGGAGUCCAAAUGGGUUGUCUUGUACGUGCCUCGGGCGGUUGAUUGGAUCAACUCUUCGUCGCCGUACUUGUACUCGUCUCAGCUUGGCACGUACUUGCAGCCAGAGUUGGCACAGGCAAUGAUGCAGUCUCUUCUUAAAGUGAAUGGCAGCCUCCUGAGCCACGUGAAAGGAGCCGCCCUGCGUCUCUCUGAAUCGCAUGUGUGGGAGGACCAGACACCACUUGACAAGGUGUUAAAGGAGGCUCUGCAGGAGAGUGUACCGCCGCAUAUUCGCCAGUUGGCUCUGGAGCAUGUAGUGCGGACACUCGCCAAGCAGACGCAAGUGCCGUUCCUGGUCGCUGUGGAUGAUGUCCAGGCCCUGUUUAGCACGUCCGAGUAUCGCGAUCCUGACUUUGCUCCCCUGCAGGCGUACGAGUUGGCAUUGCCUCGAGCCUUGCUCAACUUGUGCGUAGCCCCUGCGCCAGGAGAAGGUGUGCAGCGCGGCGCUGUGCUCACGGCUAUGAGCACGUCGCAUGCCUCGUUCCCUCCCUCGGCGGAGCUACUGACAGCGUUGCGUGAGGCGACGUCCAGCACCGAUGGAAGUGUGCCGUGGGACCGUCUGAUGCACAUGGUGCACUGCCGCCGCGCUGCUGCGCGUGUGCAGGAGCCAAAUGCGUACACGCCUUUGCAGGAUACCCACUUGGCACAUGCUCAAGCCGCGCAGUUUGCUGUGACGGAUGUGAGUUCCCCACUCGACCAAAAGGAGGCUGCCUCCAUUCUCCAACUGUUGCACCGGGAGCGUGCUAUUUGGACAAUCCCCAACGAUGAAGUAUUCAUGGCCAAGCUGGUGGAGAGCAACGGCAACAUGAAAGUGUUUGAACGUAGCCUGCGUACCUCGUUGAUGUAG
This is a messenger RNA of Malassezia pachydermatis, 1443 nucleotides long. RefSeq lists its product as hypothetical. The record is from RefSeq and is a predicted model, not a curated record. Gene Ontology annotation, molecular function: structural constituent of ribosome. Gene Ontology annotation, cellular component: mitochondrial small ribosomal subunit. The coding region runs from base 1 to 1443 and encodes 480 amino acids. The transcript is spliced from 4 exons. Lineage: Eukaryota; Fungi; Basidiomycota; Malasseziomycetes; Malasseziales; Malasseziaceae.